Molecule: messenger RNA, 1922 nt
Organism: Lactuca virosa
Lineage: Eukaryota; Viridiplantae; Streptophyta; Magnoliopsida; Asterales; Asteraceae
Source: the annotation of a GenBank genome assembly
AUGACCAUCAUCGUUUUUCAUCCGAAGGUAUUGUUAGGUCUUGAUGAUUUAGAUAUGAUCAAAGGUAUUCCCCAAAAAAUACUGGCAUUUGAGAAAUUCCUUGAGGAAAAUCCAGUUUGGCGUGAUAAAGUUGUUUUGCUACAGAUUGCAAUACCACCAAGAACUGAUAUUUUUGAAUACCAAAAACUCACAAGUCAAGUUCAUGAAAUUGUGGGAAGGAUAAAUGGUAGAUUUGGGUCAUUAACAACCGUUCCUAUUCAUUAUCUGGAUCGCUCUAUUGAUUUUCAUGCUUUAUGUGCACUCUAUUCUGUCACUGAUAUAGCACUUAUCACACCUCUACGGGAAGGCAUGAAUCUUAUAAGUUACGAAUUUCUCGCAUGCCAAGAUGCUAAAAGAGGAGUACUCAUUUUAAGUGAAUUUGCUGGUGCUGCACAGUCGCUGGGUGCAGGAGCCAUACUUGUUAAUCCUUGGAACAUACCCGAAGUUGCAGCUUCCAUAUACCAUGCUUUGAAUAUGUCUACUGAAGAAAGAGAGAAACGUUAUCUACAUAACUUCUUACAUGUCACAAACUACACUGCUCAAGUAUGGGCCGAAACGUUAUUAAGUGCACUGAACGAUACGGUGGUUGAAGCACAGUUGAGAAUUAGACAACUUCCACCACCGCUACCAGUUGAAGAGGCUAUUGAGCGAUAUGUCAAGUCAAGUAAUCGACUACUAAUAUUGGGAUUCAACGCUACUUUGACCGAUCGAGUUGAUACGCUUAAUGGAUGUCAAGGAAAUCAGAUAAGAGAAAUGGAUCUUAAAUUACACCCAGAUUUGAAAGAAACUCUUACAAGGCUUUGUGGUGAUCCAAAAACAACUAUCAUUCUUCUUAGUGGAAGUGGCAGGGCUAUAUUGGACGAGAAUUUUGGUGAGUACAACAUGUGGCUGGCAGCUGAGAACGGAAUGUUUUUGCGCUCCACUAAAGGUGACUGGAUGAUGACGAUGCCUGAACAUUUAAACAUGUACUGGGUUGAUAGUAUAAAGCAUGUUUUCGCGUAUUUCACGGAAAGAACUCCACAAUCCUAUAUCGAGAUUCGUGAGACAUCACUAAUUUGGAACUACAAGUAUGCAGAUGUGGAAUUUGGGAGGCUGCAAGCCAGAGACAUGCUGCAAUAUCUCUGGACAGGUUCGAUAUCUAAUGCGUCAGUGGAUGUUGUGCAUGGUGACUGCACUGUAGAGGUCCGACCAUUUGGCGUUACAAAGGGUCUUACCAUUGGUCGCAUUUUAGGAGAGAUUAAUAAUUGCAAAUCUAUUUCCGCGCCAAUAAAUUAUGUCUUAUGCAUUGGCCAUUCUCUAGGGAAGGACGAAGAUAUUUACACAAUCUUUGAGCCCGAGUUUCCCUCAAGGGACAUUAGCAUUCCAAGACUGAUUCUAAGUGAUAUAACAAAUCCUUUUGGGCGAAGUGGGUCUCAAAAGCAUACUCAUGAACUAGAUUUGGAAAAUAAGCAAAACAAUAAUAAUGACAACGACAUUAACAAUGUUGUUGAGAAUGGUAACAGACAAUCAUCACCAUUCCUUAGUAAGUUAACAUGGAAUUUACUUGAUCUAGAAAGGGACAACUAUUUCUCGUGUGCGGUUGGAAAAACACGUACAAAGGCCCACUACCUACUCCCAACAUCGGAUGACGUGGUCUCCCUUCUAAAAGGCCUUGCCCUGGCAUCAUGAACAUGUAUGAGUUUAUGUGACAAGAAGAGCUUCAUAGUUCCAUAAUCAGGGAAAUAUUUUGUCAAUGAAUGGGUUUGUGUAAUAAUCUGGAUUUCGCUUUCGGAUAACUCAAAGAUACUAAUUUCAAAUACUACACUCAAGGGAAAGUUAAAAAUGCUCAACACAUUUUACGAAUGUUGACAUGACUGCUUGUUAUUAUUAUUAUUAUUAUUUUG